UUCUUAUAGAUACACAAAAAUCAGACUCGAAAGUAGCAUAGUUCAGAAAGCAAGAAUACUCCAAACAUGGAAAUCAAGAAAACCCAAAUCCUUCUUCUCUCAGCUCUCUUGCUUUCAUCUUUGGUUCUCAAGACCCUUGGAAAAAGACAUGGUGAAGCUGAAUAUCAACUUUUCAAGGCUAAAUUGAAGCCUAAUUCCAACAUUGACAAAUCCCACUUCACACCAUUUGAGAAUCCACCUGAGCCUAUACAAGAUGGGCUGAAAGAGAAGGAUAUCAUUCAGAAAUUGCCCGGACAACCUCCGGUUAGUUUCAAACAGUAUGGUGGAUACAUCACCAUCAAUGCCACUGCUGGCCGUGCCUUCUACUAUUACUUCACUGAAGCAGAGGAUCCCAAUAAAGCUCAAGAUUUGCCCCUUCUCCUUUGGCUCAAUGGAGGUCCUGGUUGUUCUUCUCUUGGCUAUGGAGCAAUGCAAGAACUAGGACCAUUCAGGGUUGCUAGCGAUGGCAAAACCCUGUUCAAGAAUCAAUAUGCCUGGAAUUAUGUUGCCAAUGUUCUGUUCCUAGAAUCUCCGGCAGGGGUUGGAUUUUCAUACUCCAACACAACUUCAGAUUUUGUGGAGGGUGGCGAUACAAAAACUGCUGCGGACAAUUACGUUUUCAUAUUAAAUUGGCUUGAGAGGUUUCCCGAAUACAAAAAUAGAGACUUUUAUAUUGCUGGAGAGAGCUAUGCUGGUCAUUAUGUACCUCAAUUAGCACAUAAUAUUGUUUACCAUAACAAGAAGGCCAACCAGACAAUCAUUAACCUCAAAGGAAUUCUGAUUGGAAACGCAGUCAUCAACGACGAGACAGAUACCAAAGGCCUGAUUGAUUACUUUGCAAGCCAUGCUUUGAUUUCCCCUGAAUCUUCAAGAAAACUUCACGAAGAUUGUAAAUUUCCAUCGGAUGCCGAAACAUCUGAUGGGUGCAACGAUAUCGUAACAAAACUUAGAACCAUUGCAGGAAACAUUGAUAUCUACAGUAUCUAUUAUCCUCUGUGCUUGGAUGGCAACUUGACCAGCAUCCCUAAGAUGUUUUCUAUAAUGGAGAUUGAUCCAUGCAGUGAAUAUUAUGUUCAGUCAUACUUUAAUCUUCCUGAAGUACAAGAGGCAAUGCAUGCCAAUGUCACCAAAUUACAUUACGAUUGGGAACCAUGCAGUGACGUUCUUAAAGUUUGGGAAGAUAGUUCAUCAACAGUUCUUCCUUUUAUUGAAGAGUUGAUGGAGAAUGCAAUUCGAGUGUGGAUAUUCAGUGGUGAUGUAGACGGAAGGGUGCCAGUGACUGGAACACAAUAUUCCUUGGAAGUGAUGAAUAUUACAACUUUAAAUGCUUGGCGUCCCUGGUAUCGCGAUGGAGAGGUUGGUGGAUAUGUUCAAGAAUACAAGAAUAAUUUAACAUUUGCAACAGUUAGAGGUGCUGGUCAUCAAGUACCAAGUUAUAGACCUGAUCGAGGUCUUUCACUAGUUUCAAACUUUGUAACAGGGACUCCACUCCCUGUAAAAUGAUUAUACAAAUAGAUAAUAGAUUAUCACAAAGCUCUCUCAUUCGGGAUUUAACUCAAUUUGUUUCUUUUACAUUGACCCAAAAUUGUAGUCAUGGCAAAAGUACACAACUUGCUCGUCGUGUUUUGGUUCGUUUA
Coffea eugenioides is the source of this 1676-nucleotide messenger RNA. RefSeq names its product serine carboxypeptidase-like 40. Gene Ontology annotation, biological process: proteolysis. Gene Ontology annotation, cellular component: vacuole. The record is from RefSeq and is a predicted model, not a curated record. Lineage: Eukaryota; Viridiplantae; Streptophyta; Magnoliopsida; Gentianales; Rubiaceae. The transcript has 8 exons. Bases 67 to 1542 code for a protein of 491 amino acids. Gene Ontology annotation, molecular function: serine-type carboxypeptidase activity.